UUAAGGGUUAUUUGAUAUUUAAGAGUUCUAUGAGUGCUUCAUAAACAGCUGGACCGGUCUACUUUAUUGGCACAUUCCUUCCUGCUCCCGGAAACACUAAAAAACCAAGGAUCUAGCUCGCACGUGUUUGGAUGUUAUUGGUGGCCAAAUUGAAGGUCCCGGGAUUAACGAUUACAGCCACCCGUUUACGUCACUACUUUAGAAACAUGGACGCCAAGGAGCUGCAGCCACCCAGCUCCGUGCGCGGGAUGCAGGAGCUCCAGAGGAAGGAGUUCCGAAAGAGUAUUCAAGUGCCCCGAUUGCGGGUUCCGGAGUCCCAAGUGCAACGUGUAAUGCCGCUGGUCAAGAAGUUCCUUCUCAAAAUGGAGCACAUGCAUCCUGUUCGAGUUGUGGACACAUCCCGGGAGAUCCUACUGCAUCCCACACCCGUCAAGGAUUGGGAAUCCCUGCCCACGGAGGAUCUGGAGAAGCAGGAGGUCACUGCAGAGAACUUCUGCUUCGCUGAACUCGAAUUGGGCUACGAAAACUGGAGCGCCAAUGAGAUCCUGAAAAGCGUCCUGCCCACUGAGGAGGAGGGUCUUACUUCCUACUCCCGCAUCGGCCACAUUGCCCACUUGAACCUGCGGGAUCACCUGCUGCCCUACAAACAGCUCAUCGGCCAGGUACUCCGCGACAAGCUGCCCAAUUGCCGGACGGUGGUCAACAAGGCGUCCUCCAUUGACAACACAUACCGCAACUUUCAACUGGAGCUGAUCUGCGGUGAGCCGGAGUACCAAGUAGAGACCAAGGAGAACGGAGUGCCCUUUGAGUUUGACUUCUCCAAGGUGUACUGGAAUCCCCGCCUCUCCACGGAGCACGAAAGGAUUGUGAAGCUGUUGCAAACGGGAGAUGUUCUCUACGACGUAUUUGCAGGCGUGGGUCCAUUCAGUGUUCCUGCUGCCAAGAAGCGUUGUAAUGUGCUGGCCAAUGACCUAAAUCCCGUCAGCUUCCACUGGCUGCAGCAUAAUGCCAAGAGAAAUAAGUGCCUAUCCCAGAUCAAAAUGUUUAACAAGGAUGGCAGGCAGUUCAUACUCGAAGAGCUGCGUGAGGACUUGCUAAAGCGUCUGCUGACCACAGAUACCUCCUCCUAUGCCACGCACAUAACAAUGAAUCUACCAGCUAUGGCUGUGGAGUUCCUAGACGCAUUUCGUGGUCUGUACAAAGCAGAGGAACUUUCUAAGUUGCCUGAAAACGUGUCCUAUCCCAACGUUCAUGUUUACUCAUUUGCCAAAGGCGAGAAUACCAAGGAGCUAGUGCGGAAGCUGGUGGAGUGCAAUCUGGGAGCCAGUCUAGAUGACAACCUGCUGCAGGGAAUUAGCUUUGUGCGGAAUGUGGCCCCCAACAAGGACAUGUAUAGGGUUUCCUUUAGGCUUUCCCAACACCUACUGACCACCCCGAAAGAGAUUGAACUCUCGAGAAAGCGUUGUUCAGAGGAUGAGCAGGGGGCCGCAGCUAAAGUGAAAUGUGUUUGAUACAAUAGAUACAAUAAAGUUUCAACUCCCAAACAAUUAAAA
Molecule: messenger RNA, 1553 nt
Organism: Drosophila rhopaloa
Lineage: Eukaryota; Metazoa; Arthropoda; Insecta; Diptera; Drosophilidae
Product: tRNA (guanine(37)-N1)-methyltransferase
Exons: 1
Coding region: 132-1511 (459 amino acids)
Biological process (GO): tRNA N1-guanine methylation; mitochondrial tRNA methylation
Cellular component (GO): cytoplasm; mitochondrial matrix
Source: RefSeq, a predicted model, not a curated record